AGGCGCAGAUCUACGCAACUACCAUAUGUCUGGAAGAGAUUUUAAAAAGUGACUCAGUGAGGAAACAGUGCGAAAAAGAUGGGAAAGAAACAGAAAAACAAGAGCGAGGAUAAUGCCAAAGAUGAUAUUGAUAUUGAUGCACUGGCAGCUGAGAUUGAGGGAGCAGGAGCUCCCAAACCUAAAGCAGUUAGCAAAAAGAAGAAAAAGGAUUUUGAGGAAGAUGAUAUUCUAAAAGAAAUUGAAGAACUUUCUUUAGAGAUCCAUGGAACAAAGGAUCAUAAAGAAUCAGCUAAAUCUUCAGCAAAAAAAGAAGAAAAAGAUGAUGAAUCUGAACCAGUCAAUAAAAAGCAAGAUAGGAAGAAAAAGAGCCUGAAAGUCCCAAAAACUAGUUUUGAAGAUGAUGAAGUGGAGGUUGAAGAGUUUGGGCAACCAAAAGCUGAAGGUCAAAAGCAAAAAUCUGAACAAUCCGAUGAUAAUGAAUCAGGGGAGAAAACUAAAGGGAGGACCCAGAAUCUUGUGCAAAAGCAAGAGCUUUCAGAAGAUGAGGAAGUCGAAACUACGAAUUAUCAAGCAAAUUCAGUCAGUGAUGAGGAAUCUGAUGAGUUUCCUCAAAACAAAAAAAAUAAGAAUCAAAAAGGUAAUCAGCCUAAGAAAGAUGAAAGUGAAGGGGAAAAUGAAGGAGAUUCCAGAUUCAAACUAAAAACAGCUGCACAAAAGAAAGCAGAAAAGAAAGAACGGGAACGCAAGAAGCGUGAGGAGGAAAAAGCUAAACUUCGUAAGCAGAAAGAAAAAGAGCAGGAAGUUAAACCGCAGAAAGCUGAAACUGAACGUCUUUCUAAAAAUGUUUCUGAGAGAACAGAUGUUACUCCAGUUCCUGAUGUUAUGGGAAUAGAAGACACUACAGGUGCAGAAGGUGAAGAAAAUGAUGGAGAGAAAAAGAAAAAAGACAAAAAGAAAAAGAAAGAAAAAGAUGAAAAAGAGAAGAAGAAAGCAGGUCCCAGUAAGGCUACAGUAAAAGCUAUGCAAGAAGCACUUGCAAGAUUGAAAGAAGAGGAAGAAAGGCAAAAAAGAGAGGAAGAAGAACGUUUAAAACGGUUGGAAGAACUGGAAGCCAAACGCUUGGAGCAGGAGAAACUAGAACAGGAACGCAGAGAAAAGAAGAAACAAAAAGAAAAAGAAAGAAAAGAACGUUUGAAGAAGGAGGGCAAACUGUUGACAAAGGCCCAAAGAGAUGCCAAAGCAAGAGCUGAAGCUACCCUUGAACUUCUUCGCGCUCAGGGUGUUGAUGUGCCAUCCAAAGAUUCAAUGCCAAAGAAACGACCAGUCUAUGAUACCAGAAAAAAGAAAAAGCAGCAAGAGAACAAAGGAGAGGAGAACAAAGGAGAGGAAAACAAAGAAGAAGCUUUGGAGGUCAUCUCAACCCCAGGACAUGAAGAACUUGAACUGGAGAUGACUGAGGCACCAGAAGUGAUUUCAGAACCCACGCCAGAACUUGAAGAGAAAAAGGGUGAUGCUGAUCUUGAUGAUUGGGAAGCUAUGGCAAGUGAUCAUGAACAAGAGAAAGAAAUGAAAACUGUCCACAUUGAAGUAAAAGAGGAGGCUGAAGAGGAGGAGGAUGAGGAGGAGGACGAGGAGGAGGAGGAAGAAGACAGUGAUGAUGAUGGAGCAAGUGAGGAGAGCGAAGAUGAAGAGGAAGAGAAAGGUUUUGAUGAAACCAGGACAUCAGAGAGAGUGGGCAAAGAACCUGAAGUGGUAAAGAGUGAGAAAAUGAAAUUGACAAAAGAAUUUAGCUCUGAUUCUGAGCUUGAAUCUGAUUCAGAUGAUGGCCGAACAAAAGAAGAACGAAUUUAUGAUGAAGCGAAGCGACGUAUUGAGAAACGCAGAGCAGAAAACUUCACGAAUAUAAACACUGAAAAACUCCGAGCACCAGUUAUUUGUGUUCUUGGGCAUGUUGACACAGGAAAGACCAAAAUUUUGGAUAAGCUCCGUCAUACUCAUGUGCAGGACAGUGAAGCAGGUGGUAUAACUCAGCAGAUCGGUGCAACCAAUGUCCCUCUGGAAACCAUCAAGGAGCAAACUAAGAUGGUGAAAAAUUUUGAGAGAGAUGAAAUUAAAAUACCAGGAAUGCUGAUCAUUGAUACGCCGGGUCAUGAAUCCUUCAGCAACUUAAGAAAUAGAGGAAGUUCUCUCUGUGAUAUUGCCAUCCUUGUCGUUGAUAUUAUGCAUGGUUUGGAGCCACAGACAAUAGAAUCCAUUAACCUGCUAAAAACAAAAAAAUGCCCCUUUAUCGUUGCACUGAAUAAGAUUGACAGGCUGUAUGAUUGGAAGAAAAGUCCCGAUACGGAUGUGGUUGCCACAUUAAAGAAGCAGAAGAAGAACACAAAAGAUGAAUUUGACGAGAGAGCUAAAUCCACUAUUGUGGAAUUUGCACAGCAGGGUCUCAAUGCUGCUUUAUUCUUUGAGAACAAAGAUCCACGUACAUUUGUGUCCUUGGUCCCUACAUCAGCUCACACUGGGGAUGGCAUGGGAAAUCUUAUUGCAAUGCUGGUGGAACUGACCCAGACUAUGCUUGCUAAGAGACUAGCAUAUUCAGUGGAGUUAAGAGCUCAAGUUAUGGAGGUAAAAGCACUUCCUGGAAUGGGAACGACUAUUGAUGUGAUUCUAAUCAAUGGUAAUAUGAAGGAAGGAGAUACUAUUAUUGUCCCUGGUGUUGAAGGCCCUAUAGUUACACAGAUCAGAGGUCUCCUGUUACCACCACCUCUCAAAGAAUUGAGAGUAAAAAAUCAGUAUGAGAAGCAAAAGGAAGUCUGGGCUGCACAAGGUGUGAAAGUUCUUGCUAAAGAUCUGGAGAAAUCCCUUGCAGGUUUACCACUAUUAAUAGCCCACAAGGAUGAUGAAAUAGCGGUCCUAAAGGAUGAACUAGAACAUGAACUGAAGCAAACACUGAAUUCUAUUAAACUUGAGGAAAAAGGUGUUUAUGUACAAGCCUCUACAUUGGGCUCUUUGGAGGCACUCUUAGAAUAUCUUCGGGCAUCAAGUGUGCCUUAUGCUGGAAUUAACAUUGGACCUGUCCAUAAGAAGGAUGUGAUGAAAGCUUCAGCAAUGCUUGAGCAUGACCCUCAGUAUUCAGUUAUUCUUGCUUUUGAUGUGAAGAUUGAACGAGAUUCCCAGGAACUUGCCGACACCCUUGGCGUCAGGAUCUUCAGUGCAGAAAUUAUCUACCAUUUAUUUGAUGCUUUCACAAAAUACAGACAAGAUUACAAAAAGCAAAAGCAAGAAGAAUUCAAGCAUGUAGCUGUUUUUCCUUCAAAACUGAGAAUUAUCCCUCAAUUCAUUUUCAAUUCUCGGGAUCCAAUUGUAAUGGGAGUUGCUGUGGAAGCUGGCCUUCUGAAACAAGGCACCCCAAUGUGUGUUCCUUCAAAAAAUUUUAUCGAUAUUGGAAUUGUUACUAGUAUUGAAGUGAAUCAUAAACAAGUUGAUGUUGCCCGGAAAGGCCAAGAGGUCUGUAUUAAAAUAGAACCCAUACCUGGAGAAUCACCAAAAAUGUAUGGACGGCACUUUGAAGCUACAGACUUCCUUGUCAGUAAGAUCAGCCGACAGUCCAUUGAUGCCUUGAAAAACUGGUUCAGAGAUGAGAUGCAGAAGUCUGAUUGGCAGCUUGUCAUGGAACUGAAGAAAAUAUUUGAAAUUAUCUAACUAAUGCCGUUUGUUUCCUUUUCAAAACUUCAGCAGUGGGAGGACUGUGUGUGAUUUGAGGUCUGUGCCUGAACAGGACCUAUUAUUAAGCCACGCUGGACUGCUGAGAGUCAGAAUCCAGAGUAAAAAGUGGUUAUAGCUAGUAAACGUUUUCCAUGACAAACCAAAACUCUUGCACUGGUUUGACAGUGAUCAGUUUUACAUAUUACUACAGUUCUCAACGUGCCUGUUUUUUUUCCUUCCUGUCUCCACCGCUGCCCCC
Carcharodon carcharias (great white shark) is the source of this 3958-nucleotide messenger RNA. RefSeq names its product eukaryotic translation initiation factor 5B (gene eif5b). The record is from RefSeq and is a predicted model, not a curated record. The transcript is spliced from 24 exons. Gene Ontology annotation, molecular function: GTP binding; GTPase activity; translation initiation factor activity. Bases 79 to 3696 code for a protein of 1205 amino acids. NCBI's taxonomy places the organism in Eukaryota, Metazoa, Chordata, Chondrichthyes, Lamniformes, Lamnidae.